CAAGUGCGAGUGAAAUUCUUACAUAUCAAGUGAGUUUUUAUCAAAUUUUAAUUGAAUUAUCGAAUAUUUUUACGAACUAUAGUUCAGGAAGAUAGAGAGUGCAUUUAACAAAGAGGUUAAACUAUACAUAUAACACAACUUCACAGCUUUAGCCGGAGCAACAUACGAUUUGACCGUAGCCGCGAUGUCGUUGGACUUGUACUACUGCAGCACCAUCCCCGGUUGCCGGGCUGUGCUCAUGGUUGGAGAGGCUUUGGGGCUCACAUUCAACCUACAUCCUUUGGAUGUACACAAUAAAGAACAUCUUCGUCAGGAGUUCAUUGAGGUCAACCCUCUGAAGACUGUUCCUUUACUGAAACACGAAGGACUAGUGUUGUUUGAAAGCCACGUCAUCUGCACGUACCUCAUCAACAAGUUCGGCAAGGACGACUCCCUGUACCCAAAGGAUCCUGCCUCGCGUGCCAAGGUCGACCAAAUCCUGUACUUCGACAGCGGCACUUUGUACAAGAACCUCAUCAACUGCCUUGACCCAAAACACCCGAAGUGCGCCUACAUUAAGGCAAGAGAAUCCUUGUCAGUGAUCAACAGACAGCUGGGCCAGACGCCGUACGCAGCUGGUGACCAAAUCACUGUAGCAGACUUCGCUCUCGUCGCCACCAUCUCCACAGCGGAGGCCGUCCAGCCCGACCUAUCCAGGCACCCAAACAUCGUAACGUGGUUGCGCAAAUGCAAGAGCGUGAUCCCGGGGUAUGAGCUGCACAAUGAGCCUGGAGUGCAGCAGUUCGCUAAACUUUAUCAUAGCAAGAAACAGAAAGAUGGUUCAGAGGUCAAUGAUAAGAAUAAGUCCGGUGUUUAAAUAAAGUAUUUCUAAAACAGGUUUAGGCUACUCGUAUGUAUUGGAAACGUGCGCGAACCCAUGUUUGUUUCGCUGUAUAUUUUGUGACAAUUUUUGUUUCUUUCGCUAUUAUUUAAUCGGUAAUUUAAUCGUCAGUAUUCAGAUUCUAGGAUAUGAUUGAGGUGAAAAUAUCAUUUGUAUUUUUAACCGUCCACUAAUUAUAAUCCAGUUGAGCCUAAGUUAUUUAUUAUUGACGGCAAGCCAACUUCUUAUGCUUUAAAAUUAAUAACAGAAACUUUUUUACUAUGUUGUCAUUUAU
Messenger RNA from Hyalella azteca, 1154 nucleotides. RefSeq names its product glutathione S-transferase D1. Gene Ontology annotation, molecular function: glutathione transferase activity. The transcript is spliced from 4 exons. Lineage: Eukaryota; Metazoa; Arthropoda; Malacostraca; Amphipoda; Hyalellidae. The record is from RefSeq and is a predicted model, not a curated record. The coding region runs from base 185 to 856 and encodes 223 amino acids. Gene Ontology annotation, biological process: glutathione metabolic process.